AUGUCAUCGGCAACGAGCCUUAAUGAUGAAUUAUCAAUAUCAGGGAGUCGUCUAUAUAUAUGUCAAAAUAGAGAAGGGCCAACGAAUAUUACUUGCAAAACCGCAGAUGUGAAAUAUGACCCUGAUGAUGUGGAAUAUGACCCUGAUGAUGUGGAAUAUGACACUGAUGACGUGGAAUAUGACUCUGAUGAUGUGGAAUAUGACUCUGAUGAUGUGGAAUCCUUCACAACAACCUGUUCAAAUGGCCCCUGCCAGAAUGGAGCUACAUGUUCUGUCGACAACAAUCAGCAUGUUUGUAAUUGUCUCGCCGGAUACGAAGGCACAUACUGUCAAACAGCAUCGUGUUCAAACACACCCUGCCAGAAUGGUGCAACUUGCACAGUGGUCAGCAAUAAAGUAGAAUGUGAGUGUGCCACUGGAUAUAAAGGAACAUACUGUCAAACAAAAGUAGCAACGUUACCACUUCCUUUCGGUGCAGCAAAUAAUCACGUGCAGUUGUCCUAUCCUAACAGAAAAGAUUGGUGUCAUGAGGUUACAGAAUUUGACUGCCCGGUAAAAAUUGACGAUAGCUACAGAAACAAGCUAUAUAUAUGUGAAAACGGAAUUGUUACAUUCUUCGAGAAAACCAAUAUAAACUCUGUACCAACUGGUGCUAAAAUGCAAAAAUUUAAACAGAGCGUUGUUGUGGCUCCAUAUUUUUCAAACAUUGAUGCAAGGACAUCAGGUUAUAUUGGCUACAAAAUUUUAAACGGUACAGAGGUAUCCAAUGACAACGACGUGAACACAGCGGUCACAGCGAUUCUAACUGACGCUGGAUACAGUACAAUGAACGUAUUUUUCCUUCUUGUAGUUACGUGGCAAAAUGUGAUAGAGUAUCAGCAAAACAAUGCUGAUACGUCUACCUUUCAGCUCAUUAUUGUCUCCGAUGGAAUGGAUACUACCCUUGCAUUCUUCGCUUAUCUUGAGGACCAAAUGAACUUUGCAACCAAUGAAAAUUUAAUUGGCUUUGCGUUUACAAAUCAGCAAAGCCUUGAUUUAAGAGUAUCUGACCCUGUAGCUAACUACACUAAUUUUGGGCGUAGUGGAUUUGCCAUGUACUCAUUGAACACGGGUUCGGAUACAAUUAUUUCGGAUUGCUUCAAAUGCAAACAAUGGACAGCACAACAAGCAAACACAUUUGCAGAUUUGGAAUCAAAGUGGACUCUGAUGCCGCAAUGUCCGUGUGACAAAAAUACAAUACCUUCUACAGGUUAUUUCCAAGAAUUGUCCUCCUCGUCAAGCGCAGUGUAUAUUUACAGCGUUCAUUCAGCCCAGAAAUACAACUUUCAGGGAUCGAUGUGCUCGUAUGCAGGGAACUCAUACAUUUCAACGGGUUCAAAUGUUGGAUUUAGAACAAAAUACAAUAACUUGACGUCGGGAAGUAUUGCCUUUUUCGAAGCCGAACUUAAUAUGAAGGAAACUUGUUGCAAUGCAGACCUCUGUGAUGCUUAUUACUCUGUCCGACCGAAGAAUGUUAAUUGUUCAUCGCAAUCCAAUGUACUAAUUGGCGGUGGUACCGGUGACCCUCAUAUAACCACCCCGGAUGGAAAGUCCUUCACAUUCAAUGGAGAGGGUGAAUACACAAUGCUUUCUGUUGUAACUGAUGGGGUAGACUUUACUUUGCAAGGAAGGACUGCGCCAUAUCUUGACGACGAAGGCAAAUCUGUAGGGGCCACAAUUUUUACUGCUUUUGCUGCCAGGGACAAGGCUGAUGACUCCCGAUGCAUCAUUGAACUGGACUAUGAAACAGGAAUGCGUAUUAAAGUCAAUGGAAUAUCAUAUAACUCUGCCUUCGCCUCAAAAGGCUUCCAGGCCUCCGAGAAGACGGUGUCAUUAGAAAAAAAUAAUAACACUAUUAAAGUAUCUUUUGUAAACUCAGGGAUAAGUUUCAAUGUUGCUGUUAAACUGCAAAAACUAUUAACAAUUGCCGUGAUAGUUCCGGAAUUAUACAAAGAUUUAUCGAAAGGUCUUCUUGGAAAUACGAAUGCUGAUCCAUCUGACGAUUUAAAAUACCCGAACGGAACUAUUCUUUCAACCAACGCCACAGAAAGAGAAGUGUUUGAUUACGGACAGUCCUGGAUAAUUUCAAGUAGCGAUGACUCCAUUUUUGAGUAUCCUCCAGGAGGAAGUUACCUGAAUUACCAAAAUCUAAACCCUGUUGUCAAUUUCCUCGACGAAGCAAACCAGACUCUUGUUGAAGACGCUAAGGUGCUAUGUGGUCAAGAUAAUAUUCCUUGCAUAUUUGAUAAAGUGUUCACCGGAAGUGAUGAAGUAGCAGAAGACACAAAAACUGUCAUUAAGGAGCAAGAAGACACAAAACAAAUUCUUGAAAACGUGGCCCCUACUUUAACGCUUGAUGUGACAAGUUUAAAUCAAGAGACUGGUAAGCUACAUGUAGACAAAAACAAAGAAACAACAGUUGUUGUCACUGGAGAUGAUGAUGGAACGAUUUCGUUUAGCAUCAUAAGUGGUGAAAACGUUGCAACACUAUCGCAAGGGAGCAGUGAUAACGCAAGGGAUCUAAAGAUUAUUUUUACAAGCAGCACACCGCAAACGAUAAGUUUGACCGUCACAGACAAUCUGGGAGUUCAGUCACCUUUACUGGUCCUCGGUGUAGUUCUGUGCACUGGCUGCAACGGCAAUGGACAAUGUGAUAACACUAUAACAAGAACAUUAGUCCAGGCUACUGAGGGUUUCAGUUUAGCACAAUGUAUUUGUGACGAAUAUCAUGAUGGUGAUGAGUGUGAAAACGAUUUGAAUGGUUGCUCGGGAGAUCCAUGUUCCCUGGGUCGUGACUGUACAGAUAACGAUGUAAACACGCACAUGUCAUCAGGGAAAGCUUUUACCUGCGCUGAUUGUCCAGCUGGCUAUACAACUGAGGAUGAGGAUUGCAUAGAUGUAAAUGAAUGUGAUCUUCCAACAAAGGUGUGUAGCGAUAUUUGUGAUAACACAAUUGGAAGUUAUAUUUGUAAAUGCAGCAAUGGUCGCCGUGCAAGCAAUGCAACACAUUGCAUAGAUAUCAAUGAAUGUGACGAAGCCACCAGUAACUGUCAGCAAGUUUGUGAGAACACAGAUCCAGGGUUCACUUGCAGUUGUCUCGACGGAUAUAAUUAUGAUUCUGAAUCAAACACAUGCACGUUGUCCGACGAAUCGCGAUGUAGCAGCUCGGGAUGUUCAACUGAAAAUGGCGGGUGUAUUGUAGAAAACGAAGAAACAAAGUGCUUUUGUAAUAAAGGCUACAAACUUGGAGAAGAUGACAAAACUUGUGAAGAUAUAAACGAAUGCGACCAAAACAUUUGUUCAGGCACAUGUUCAAAUACGGAUGGGUCCUACACAUGUGGCUGUUAUCCUGGAUAUAUUUUAAACAGUGACAGGACCACGUGCUCAGCAUGUCCCCUCGGUAGCUGGGGAGACAACUGCGGUCAAGAGUGUUCAUGUAGCAGUCUCGGAUCAUCAGGAUGUGACAAUGUUAAAGGAUGUGUUUGUAAAAUCGGAUGGGAAGGAACUAAAUGUUCGGAGGACGUUAACGAAUGUCAAGACGUUAGCAUAUGUAACAGUGAUUACAAAGAAUGUGCCAAUACACAAGGUUCCUAUAGAUGUGAUUGUGUCGACGGCUACGAAUUAAAUUCAGACACAAACGAAUGUGACGAUUAUAACGAAUGUCAGGAUGAUAGUUUAAAUAAAUGUGAACAAAAGUGUGUAAACACGCCAGGAGGAUCGUACUGCGACUGCAACGUUGGCUACACAAAAAAUGCCACGGACAAAACAAAAUGUGUUGAUGUGAACGAAUGUGACAUUGGCAAUACUGGAUGUGAACAAACAUGCGAAAACGCCAUUGGUUCUUAUAAUUGCCUUUGUUACUUUGGAUAUUCUCUUAACAGUGACCAGAAAACUUGCUCACAACUUUCAGCUGAUACGAUAUGUUCAAAUGAGGGUUUGAACUGUAGUGGCUACUGUGAAGUUGGUACAGCUACUGCUAAAUGUGCCUGUCCAUCAGGUUUUGUUUUAGCGGCCGAUGAUUUGCAGUCAUGUCUAGAUGUAAAUGAAUGUGAGGACACGAACUUGAAUAAAUGCGAAUAUCCUGAAACAUGCAAAAAUGUCGCUGGUGGAUUCACAUGUACUUGCCCAACUGGACAGUUUUUAGACAGGGACGGUAUAACAUGUACAGAAUGUGACGAAUUUCAUUACGGUGAGAAUUGUCUACAAGAAUGUAACUGCGGUGUUGGUUCGGCUCAUUGUGAUCCAGUAUCUGGAUGCGUUUGUAAAAAUGGAUGGACAGGAGAGAAGUGUGAUACAGAUAAGAAUGAAUGUGAUGCAGUAACUAGUCCUUGUACAGCUUUAAAUACUAUUUGUACUAACACACGAGGCGGAUUUACGUGUAACUGUCUCUCUGGGUACUUCAAUAAUUCCAACGGCCAAUGUGAGGAUACAAAUGAAUGCAACAACCCGCAGAUGAAUACAUGUGCCCAGAACUGUGAGAACACGCCUGGUAGUUAUUCUUGCAGUUGUAGAGAUGGCUUUAAAGAGAGCGGCAACUUAUGUGAAGAUAUUGACGAAUGUGCAGCAAUCAACGACUGUACACAGCUUUGUAGUAACUUUGAAGGCAGUUACAAAUGUUCAUGUGAAGAUGGCUACACCUUAAGCGCAGAAGAUCAAAAAACAUGUACAGUCCAAACGGAAUGCGCCGAAAAUAAUACAUGUGGCGAAAAUACUGAAUGUUUAUUUCUCAAUGGAGUGGAAUCUUGUCCGUGUAAGAAAGGUUUCGAAAAACCGAAUGCUGGCGACUUGUUAUGCACAGAUAUUGACGAAUGUACGCCAACAAAUCCCUGUGUUGAUGGAACAUGUGAAAAUAUCGAUGGAGGAUUUACUUGCAGCUGUAGUAGUGGCUUUAAACUUGACAAAGAUUUAAUUACAUGCAUUCCAUGUGAACCUGGAACAUUUGGAACAGCAUGCUCCCAGUCCUGCACUUGUGUCGAAAGUAACACUCAGUCCUGCAGCGCCGAUGCUGGUGUUUGUACUUGUAAAGAAGGUUGGGAGGAAGAUGACUGUGGCACGAACAUUGAUGAAUGCGCAACAAACACUUACAACUGCACAGGCAACUCGACGUGUAAAGAUACAAACGGAUCUUAUGUAUGUGAAUGCAAUGCAGGAUUCUUCAAGACAAGCAAGGGAAUAUGCAAAGAAUGCGAUUCAAAACAUUAUGGAAAGGACUGUGCGGAGGAAUGUAAAUGUAUUGUGACCAAUACUGAAACCUGUGAUUCUGUAAGUGGCAGCUGCACAUGUAGUACAGGAUGGGAAGGUGAUACAUGUUCAGACGACAUAAAUGAGUGUUCCUCUUCACCUUGUACAGACACACACAAAACAAAGUGUACAAACAGUCCCGGUUCAUACACCUGUGAGUGUGUCCCUGGCUUUGAAUUAAAUGAAGAAGACCAGUGUGUCGACACAAAUGAAUGUCAGCGAGGUACUGAUAAUUGUGACCAAGUAUGUACAAAUACAGGCGGCUCCUUUACAUGUUCAUGUGAUAUCGGAUACAGUGGUACAGACAACGACUGUGAAAAGUGUCCAGUUGAUAAAUGGGGAGAUCAAUGUGCAAAUGAAUGCGAUUGUGACGGUGAUAAGUCAGAAAGCUGUCAUCAUGUCACUGGCUGUGUUUGUGUUGCUGGUUGGAAAGGGACGUAUUGCAAAGAAGAUAUUAACGAAUGUUCCACAGGAACACACACGUGUGUGCCCAACUCCGAUUGUACAAAUACUAAUGGAAGCCACGAAUGUGCUUGUAAACCUGGUUACAAAGAAACACUCGGAGCCUGUAAAGCGUGUGAUGAGACUCAUUAUGGACCAGAUUGUUCUCAAAUAUGUACUUGUGUCGAGGCAAACACAAAACUAUGUGACUCGGAUAACGGUACGUGUACAUGCAAUAAUGGUUGGAAAGGUAAAAAUUGUUCAGAAGACAUUGACGAAUGCACUGAAGGCACAGACCUUUGCGAUGAACCGUAUAAAACACGUUGUUCAAACACAGAUGGAUCAUACCUUUGCCUUUGUGACGUAGGCUAUGAAUUAAAGAAUGGAGAUUGCACAGAAAUCAAAGAAUGUGAUGGAGAUCCAUGUGAAAACGGUGCCACUUGUAUAGAUUUGAUUGAUACUUACAACUGCACAUGUGUUGCUGGAUAUACAGGAACCAACUGCGAAACUGAUAUUAAUGAAUGUGAGUCAAACCCAUGUCAAAAUGGAGCAACAUGCAACAACCUACUCAAUAGUUAUACUUGUAUGUGUGCCGACGGCUAUCAUGGGACAGACUGUGAAACUGAAUGUGAAAAUGGAAUGUGGGGACCUUCAUGUGGUAUCCAAUGUAGCUGUGACAAUGAAACAUCUACCGGUUGUAAUCAUGCGACAGGCUGUGUAUGUAAAGCAGGUUAUGAUGGCAUCAACUGUACGGAUAUCAACGAGUGUACAAAUGGAACGCAUGACUGUCCUGAAAAUGCUAUUUGUACCAAUACACCCGGAAGCUAUUCAUGUGCAUGCAAACCCGGAUAUCGAGGAUCACUUAGUGGAUGUGAAGAAUGCACAAGCAACACAUACGGAGACGAAUGUAGUGGUCAGUGUAGAUGUGUACACAACCACACAUCACUAUGUGACCGUGUGAAUGGAACGUGCUAUUGUUUGCCAACUUGGACUGGAACUAGAUGUGAAACUGAUAUAGAUGAGUGUUCACUUAGAACAGACAACUGUAAUAAAACAAAUGAAGGGUGUCAUAAUACCAAUGGCGGUUUCGUGUGUUCUUGUAACCUGGGUUACAAAAGGGCCGAUAACGGGGAGUGUGUCACUGACGACUCACCAGUUGCAACAACAAGUGCUACACCAGAUGGAAAUACAAAGGUAGAUGUCGUCUUGACACUAUUCCUCACAUUAUCGGCAGGGGUCGAUCUAAACGUUGAUGAGACAUACCAAGAGUACAAGACUGAAGUCCACAAAGCACUAGUAAAUAUGUACAGAAGAUCUCUACCAGUGGGAACGAUAUUUUCCAUUUUCAUUAAAAACAUAAGGAAUGGCAGUCUGAUCGCGGAAUAUGAUGUCAUUGUACCAACAUCAGCAGUGCCAAGCGUUGCUGUAGCCAAUGCAAAGUUAGCAAGUUCUCAAGAGACACUUCAGAUAUUCAGUGAAAAUGCAACCGCUAGUGCAUUGACAGUAAACAACGUUUCAGUGUCAACUGGUGGGGAUAACACAGACGUUUUCCUCUGCGAUGUGUAUGAAGCAUCUAUCGGUAAUUGUGAAAGGACAUGUAUUGUCACUGAUGGGAAACCAUACUGCGAAUCAGAAGCAGAAACAGAUAGUCUUCCACUGAUCCUCGGUCUCGCCAUUGGAAUUCCAAUUUCCUUCCUCUGUGUUGCUAUGAUUGUUUUGUGUAUAGUGUACUACAACUACCGAAAGGAACACCGCUCAUCUAGAGACAGAAGCUACGAGGAGAGAGACAGUGAUCUUUUUGAAGGAAAAAUGCCGGUCCGAAUGAACACAAGAAUGCCUUCAGGGCCACUCAGUGGUCAUCCAGACCUAAUGGAGUACCCCGAAUACACUGAUUAUUCCACCGGCAGUGCACAGCGUUACUACGACUACUCCAGAAGCUAUGAUUAUGAUAACGGCCCAGAAAGGAACACGAAUUUCUCGUGGGAUUAUCUUUUCCGUCAGUUGGGUGCAGGAGGAGCGUACAAAAUUAAGCGACCCACUGUAGAUGCAGGACCCAGACGUUACGAAGAGAACUAAAGAGCUAUGAUAAAAAGCCAUAGGAAUGUAAUCAAAAUGGCUCUGAAACACCAACAGGAUAUUAACUUAAAUUCUCAUUUUCUUUCAACUGUAUUUCAACCUUUUCCUUUUCAAGUAACAGUUGAGUAAUGAACAGAAGAAGUUACGUUAUAUAGUGGAAUCAUACAUAUACAAAACUCUCUCAUUUAUAUACAAUACAUAUAUAAUACAUAAUAUUAUUCAAUGUUAUAUCAUUGAUACUUAAAUAAACAAAACAAAUAGUUAAGUAAUAACGUGGAAUCGGAUCCAAAAAACGUUUCCUCUAGAAAAUAGAUAGAUAUAUUUUGACGGUAAAAUUUCAAUUGUAUCAAAAUAUAUAUUGUUUUGAAUUCAACCCUGUAACAAGUAUUUUAAGAAAAAAAUAUUUUAGAGAUAUAUUUAAUAUGAAAUAUACUAAAAAAUAUGUAAUUUUAACUGAUUGAAAAAGUUUCAUUUAUUUAGAAUACCAAUUACUCAUUUUCAAUAAAUCAACUUUUUGUUACAAUCAUAUCCUUGUAAAUAAUUAUUAUGUAGUGAUUUAAGAAACUAUCCCUUUUUUCUAUAAGAAGUAGCAAAAUGUUUUCACAAAUACCUAUUAAGAUAUUUGCCAUCAACUAUUUGCUCAAUAUUAUCCAACUAUCGCAUUUGAAAACUGUUAUUGUUUCUGAGAAUAUUUUAUAUUAUUUGAAUAUUAAUCAUAUAUCGUUACAAGAAUCAGGAUUAUACAAAUUACUUUAUGUUUACAUUGUGUACACCGAGUAUUUAGUCGGAUACAUAACAAUCAUUCCUUUACCAUGGCAACAUAUGAUUCAGCCUUUCCUUCAUUUACAUUUUAUCCUCAUACCAUGUAUUCAAGAAUAUGUAAUAAAUGUUUUAAUGUA
Molecule: messenger RNA, 8696 nt
Organism: Mercenaria mercenaria
Lineage: Eukaryota; Metazoa; Mollusca; Bivalvia; Venerida; Veneridae
Product: fibrillin-1-like
Exons: 49
Coding region: 1-7797 (2598 amino acids)
Biological process (GO): cell-matrix adhesion
Molecular function (GO): calcium ion binding
Source: RefSeq, a predicted model, not a curated record